Phascolarctos cinereus (koala) is the source of this 5870-nucleotide messenger RNA. It is a transcript of the gene VLDLR, whose product is annotated as very low density lipoprotein receptor. NCBI's taxonomy places the organism in Eukaryota, Metazoa, Chordata, Mammalia, Diprotodontia, Phascolarctidae. Gene Ontology annotation, cellular component: apical plasma membrane; signaling receptor complex; plasma membrane. Gene Ontology annotation, biological process: receptor-mediated endocytosis. The record is from RefSeq and is a predicted model, not a curated record. Gene Ontology annotation, molecular function: hormone binding; calcium ion binding; protein binding.
UACUUCUUGUUCUAAGCACUCUUGGGGGUCCGGGGGGGCAGGGAGCUCCAGGAAGAUGAAGGAAAGGACGGUAGAGGGAUGAUUGCUGACCAAUAAAACAAACAGCAGGUAAAACCCAGCAGUCACCUGUAUGGAAGCCCGGCAAAGGUGAUGGUGGUGGUGGUCAUAAGGGUGGGUGAGGCUGCCCGCUGUAGUUACUAUCGGUGGCCGGCUUGGCCACCGCAUGUCUGAGCAGUCUGUAGGGUACAAUAAUUACCGUAUGGAGCGCACAGCAGCUGCGGCGGCGGCGGCGGCGGCGGCGGCGGCAGCGGCAGGUUCCCUGGAUCAGGAAAUUAGGGCAGGCACGGGGGAUUGGAGGCGCGAGCGGCGCGAGAGCCAACCAGCAGCCACCCAGGGCCCCUGUGAGUCACGAGCGGACAAGGGGAGCAGCCCCGGCCCGGCAGCUGGAGCAGCAGCCACCACGGACACGCAUGCACACACGCACACACUCAUACACACGUGCGCACACAGACACACAGGGUUUAGGCACCGGGUUGGCGUGUAUAAGAAGAGCCAGGCGUGGGGGGGAGGGGUGAAGUCUGCCGGCGUCUGUUCCUCCUCCUUGACCACUCCUCCCGCUCCCCCACACUCACUCCUUCUCCCUCCCUUUACCCCCCUCUACAGUCGCCGCUGUGCUCGGCUCCUGGCUCCGGCUAGCUUCUUGGUUCCCUUCCCCACCCCCUCACCCUUUCCUUCCCCUCCUCUGCAUCGCCUGCGUUAUUUUCGUUUAGCAGGCUUGGUUUUGCACAGCUGCAACAGCGAGGGGGAGGGAGCGGUGUCGGCACCACCUCCACCAGCAACAGCCCGGGAGCAGCAGCAGGAGCCGGGCACCAUGGGCACGUUCUCGCUCUGGGGACUCUGGCUCUUAGUCGCGAUGUGGUGUUUGUCUGGAGAGCGCAGCACUGUGGAGGGGACAAGAACAAAAUGUGAGUCAUCUCAAUUCCAGUGCAGCAAUGGCCGCUGUAUUACUUUGUUGUGGAAGUGUGAUGGUGAGGAAGACUGUAGCGAUGGCAGUGAUGAGAGUUCAUGUGUGAAGAAGACAUGUGCUGAGUCUGACUUUGUAUGCAAUAAUGGCCAGUGUGUACCGAACAGAUGGCAGUGUGAUGGGGACCCAGACUGUGAAGAUGGAUCUGAUGAAAGGCCAGAACAAUGCAAUAUGAGAACCUGCCGAAUAAAUGAGAUCAGCUGUGGUGUUCGAUCAACCCAAUGUAUCCCAGUGUCCUGGAAGUGUGAUGGUGAAAACGACUGUGACAGUGGAGAAGAUGAAGAAAACUGUGGCAAUGUAACUUGUAGUCCUGAAGAAUUCACUUGUUCCAGUGGUCGUUGCGUCUCUAAAAACUUUGUGUGCAAUGGGCAGGAUGAUUGUAAUGAUGGUAGUGAUGAGCUGGAUUGUGCUCCUCCUACAUGUGGUGCCCAUGAGUUCCAGUGCAGCACUUCUUCCUGUAUUCCCAUCAGCUGGGUAUGUGAUGAUGAUGCCGAUUGCUCUGACCAGUCUGAUGAGUCCCUAGAACAGUGUGGACGCCAGCCUGUGCCUCAUGAAAAAUGCCCAGCCAGUGAGAUUCAGUGUGGUUCAGGAGAGUGUAUCCAUAUGAAAUGGCGUUGUGAUGGAGACCCUGACUGCAAAGAUGGAAGUGAUGAGAUAAAUUGUCCUUCUCGAACAUGCCGGCCUGACCAGUUUGAAUGUGAAGAUGGCAACUGUAUUCAUGGCAGCAGACAGUGCAAUGGGGUCAGAGACUGUAUAGAUGGCACAGAUGAAAUCAACUGCAAAAAUGCCAAUCAAUGUUCUGGACCUGGAAAAUUCAAGUGCAGAAGUGGGGAAUGCAUAGACAUCAGCAAAGUGUGCAACCAGCAACAAGAUUGCAAGGAUUGGAGUGAUGAACCCUUGAAGGAAUGCAAUGUAAAUGAAUGCUUGGUUAACAAUGGUGGAUGCUCCCAUAUCUGCAAAGACCUGAUUAUAGGUUAUGAAUGUGACUGUGCUGCUGGGUUUGAACUGAUAGACAGAAAGACUUGUGGUGAUAUUGAUGAAUGUCAAAAUCCUGGAAUCUGCAGUCAAAUUUGUAUCAACUUAAAAGGCGGUUACAAGUGUGAAUGUAGUCGUGGCUAUCAAAUGGAUCUUGCCACAGGAGUGUGCAAGGCAGUAGGAAAGGAACCAAGCUUAAUCUUCACUAAUCGAAGGGACAUCAGAAAAAUUGGCCUGGAAAGGAAAGAAUACAUUCAACUUGUAGAGCAACUAAGAAAUACCAUAGCACUAGAUGCUGACAUAGCUGCCCAGAAGUUAUUUUGGGCUGAUCUAAGCCAAAAAGCAAUCUUCAGUGCCCCAAUUGAUGCUCGUGACAAAGUUGGUAGCCAUGUUAAAAUGAUCGACAAUGUCUAUAAUCCUGCAGCCAUUGCUGUUGACUGGGUCUACAAGAAUAUCUACUGGACUGAUGUGGCUUCAAAGACUAUUUCAGUGGCUACUUUAGAUGGAACCAAGAGAAAGAUCCUAUUUAAUUCUGAUUUGCGAGAGCCUGCCUCCAUAGCUGUGGACCCGCUGUCUGGCUUUGUUUACUGGUCAGACUGGGGAGAACCAGCUAAAAUAGAAAAAGCAGGAAUGAAUGGACUUGACAGAUGGCCACUGGUGACUGUAGACAUUCAAUGGCCUAAUGGAAUUACACUUGAUCUUGUAAAAAGUCGUCUCUAUUGGCUUGAUUCUAAACUACACAUGCUGUCCAGCGUGGAUUUGAAUGGUCAAGAUCGUAGAAUAGUACUCAAGUCUCUAGAGUUCCUGGCUCAUCCUCUUGCUGUCACAAUGUUUGAGGACCGUGUCUAUUGGAUAGAUGGUGAGAAUGAAGCAGUCUAUGGUGCCAACAAAUUCACAGGGUCAGAAUUGGCUACUCUGGUUAACAACCUCAAUGAUGCUCAAGAUAUAAUUGUAUACCAUGAACUUGUACAACCAGCAGGUAAAAACUGGUGUGAAGAAGACAUUGAAAAUGGAGGCUGUGAGUACCUAUGUCUACCAGCACCGCAAAUCAAUGAUCACUCUCCAAAAUAUGCCUGUUCCUGUCCCAGUGGGUAUAAUCUGGAAGGUGAUGGCAGGGCAUGUAGAAGAAUCAAUGUGACUACUGCAAUAUCAGAAGUAAAUGUUUCUCCAGGAGGAACUUCAGCUGCCUGGGCCAUCCUUCCUGUCUUGCUCUUGGCUAUGGCUGCAGCUGCUGGUUACCUUAUGUGGAGGAAUUGGCAACACAAGAACAUGAAAAGCAUGAAUUUUGACAAUCCUGUCUACUUGAAAACCACAGAAGAAGAUCUCACUAUAGAUAUUGGAAGACAUAGUACUUCUGUUGGACACACUUAUCCAGCGAUAUCGGUUGUAAGCACAGAUGAUGACCUAGCUUGAAUAUUUGGACAAGAGACAGCCCUUUCAAUCUACACUAAGUCCUAAACUUUUUUUUUUGGAUGGUAACCAAACCAGUGGCUGAAAAAAGUUCUCUUCCUACCACCUGGAAGAAUAUGAUCAUAUUAUUUGUGUGGAGCAAGUUUGUGUACUCGACUUUUCUAUAUUCUACUUUUUUUGUAAAUAUUCUUGUCCACAGUUUAGUUCAGCUCUGGAUAUGGUUACCGAAUAUCUGUAACCCUUGAAUUUUUUAGACAGUAUUGCCACCAAUGGCCAAAUAUGCACUUUCCAUAGAAAGCCAUAUUCCAGCAACAAAACUUGUGCUAUAUAGUAUACAACCUGUACAUAACUUGUAUAGGCCAUCUGUAAAUAUCCUGAAGAACAAUCACUAUUCUUAAGCACUUUGAAAAUAUUUCUAUGUAAAUUAUUGUAAACUUUUUUUUCAGUGGUUGGGGCAAUGGCAAUAGGAGAAAACGGGUUACUAAGAUGAAAUUGCCAAAAAAAAAUUUGUAAACUAAUUUUGUAUGUGUGAGUGAAAUCUUUGUGACCUCCAUAGAGGCUUGCAGAGGGUGAGUGUUCAGCAAACCACUGUACAAUUUUUUCUGCGUGCUAAAAAUUAAACCAAGCAGCUUAUCAAUGGCUUGUGCCUAUUCCCAUAGGGUGAGAGUGCAUUUCAUGUACUAGCAAAGCAUUAAGGUUUAGUUACUAUGAGAUGCAGUAGCCUAUAGACUUUAAUGUCUUAUGGCCCUGGACUGAAUCCUGUUAGCUUAAUGCUUUUAUUUAAAAAAAAAAAUCAUGGAACUGGUGGAGUAGGGACAGGGGUAGAAGAAGUUGGAACACCAAAAAAACCUACCAAAUUCUUCUUGGAAGUGAUUUUGGCCUAUUAACAUUCUAGGACUAGGGAAGUUGGCUUUAAAGUUUAAGUAUGGUACCAAAAAGUGAGUUAUUUAUAUUAUCAGCUAAUGGUUUUUGUUAGCAUCCUUUCUGGAGAAUGUUCCUGCUUUAGUCCCUUUAAUCAUUAGCGAUAGCUGAUCAAACCUCUGCUUAUUUCCUAGGAAUCGUUAUAUUUUCCCACAUGCUUAAAAAUUCCAGGGAGUCAAAAUGAAGGAUAUUUUGCAUUGGGGUGGGGGAACUACUUCAUCUACCAGGCAAGAAUUACAGAAACUAUUUGACCAAUUUGGACAAGGUGAGCAUAGUCUGCUUUUCUAAAGCUUAUAGAAGUAAGAUUUCAUUUUGGCAUUGACUAAUUAGGGAGCCACUAUGGAUCAGGAUGUGUUACAGAAGGUUUUCUCAAAGACAUGGAGAAACAAGGUCAGCAGAAUGGGAGUCAAAGUCCAUUCUCUAGGUCAUGAAAGACAAUGGUGAGAAGUUGCUUGAAUUUGCAAUCUGAAGUCUCCUGUCUUUAUUUAUACAUAAUGUUCUGCCUUAUCCUAAGAGGCUAAGCUUCAAAUAUACAUCUAGUUUUGCAUGGAAUCCAUGCAUAGACUGUAUCCACGGGAGCAAAAGACUCUUUCUAGAGUCAUGGCAUAGUAAAAAUCAUGGCCCAGAGAUAUGGGCAGAAAAUGGAACUGCAGUGGGUAUUUUUUUUAAAGGAUUGUCAAUGUAUAUGGUAUUGAAGAAAGCCAGAAUAGGCUAAAAACCAAGAAGUGAUCAGAUCUUGGAAGUCCAGGACAGAGAAGGAUCUAAGCAUGAAUUAACUUUUGUUGAUAUAACAAGGUAGAAUAGAGAAACAGCUCAUUGAUCUUAAAUGCCUUUAUUGAUUUGAUAAUAUGAAUCUAAUCUUAUUAGGGAAAUGGAGGUGAAGUUGUCAGAAAACUUGUCAAAUAUAUGAAGAUAAAAGAUGUAGUAAUUAAAUAGUUUUGAGCUGUUUAAGGGUCAUAACUUAAGAAUGCUUAACAAUUGAGAAGAAAAUGAAGCAUUAAGUUAAGUCUUUUCUCAAACUCUAACCUCUAUAUAAGGUAACCAAGAUCCCAUUAAUGUCUUAGCCUUAAAGUAAGAUACUUACAUGACCAUUUGCUUAGCUAGAGCUGGAACUAAAAAAUGACAAGUUACUCAUUAAACUUGGAUAAUUUAUAACUUCCCCAAAGGCUUAAAUAAAUGCAUUUUGGCAACUGUGGGCAUGAGUGAAUGAGUUGUUUUACUAAACAGUGUAGCUCAUUUGGUACAGUUAAAGGCUACCCUUUUAUCUAUUACAAUCUACUAAAAUACCUCAUGUGUUACUAGAUUAUAAAAAGAAAAAGAAAGUGGAGUAGAUUAGUCUUGCUGCCUGCCUAAGGAGAAGGAUUGACACUGGACAACUAACUUCCAACAAUACAUUUAUGUCUAGUUCCUUCUCACACUUCAAGUUACUUUAAAUAUUAAAUGUUCGUUCAAGUUCAGACCCCAAAUUUGUAGAGUAGGCCAUAUUUCCAGUACUGCUAGAUGUGCCUCAUAGCUGAAAAGGUAGGCAAACUGAGCCUUG